AUGGCCAAAAGAAGAGUAAAGAAGCGUACCCAUGCAGGCGCAAAGCCCCCUGCUCCUGGCAUGGGUGGCCAUCACACCGCCGCUGCCCUGCAAACCGAGACAAAGGCCCCCAAGAGUAUGGUUAUCCGUAUCAACGCUGGAGAGGUCGGCCCAAGCAUAUCGCAGCUUGUCAGAGACACCCGUCUGAUGAUGGAACCCGGUACCGCAAGUCGCUUGAAGGAGCGCAAGUCCAACAAGUUGCGCGACUUCGUCACCAUGGCUGGUCCUCUUGGUGUCUCUCACCUCAUGCUGUUCUCUCGCUCCGAUGCUGGAAACACGAAUCUGCGCAUCUGCACCACACCCAGAGGUCCCACCUUACAUUUCCGUGUUGAGAAGUACUCGCUCUGCAAGGACGUCCAGAAAAGCAUGCGCCGUCCCAAGGGUCAGAACGGUGCCGAAUACUUGACCUCGCCUCUUCUCGUUAUGAACAACUUCAUGCAAUCCGAGAAGCAACAGGAAGCUGCCAAAGACACGAAAUCCGAGACCAAUGCCAUCCCCAAGAACCUCGAAUCCUUGACGACGACAAUCUUCCAAUCUCUCUUCGCUCCUAUCUCUCCUCAUACCACCUCGCUCAAGACCAUCAAGCGUGUCAUGCUGCUCGAUCGCAAGCCUGCCAAUGACCCCAACGAUCCUCACGCGUUUGUUCUGCAACUUCGCCAUUACGCCAUUAAUGCCGUGACCCCCAAGUCCGCCCUACCGAAAGCCCUACGCAAACUCGAGCAGGCCGACCACCUCAAGCGCGGUGACAGCUCUCGCCUUCCCAACCUUGGAGCCCUCGAUGAUGUUGCAGACUAUCUUUUGGACCCCACCGCAUCCGGUUUCACCACUGCCUCUGAUACAGAGGCCGACACUGACGCCGAGAUCGAGGUCCUGGCUGUCGAAAACCGCAAAGCCAUGUCAAAAGAGGAACGCCAACGCAUUCGUGACGCUCAACGCGCAAAGGUUACUGGAGCUAACGCCGAGGGCGUCAACCCUGAAGGUGCUGCGCGCCCAGCACCCCAACCUCGCAAAUCAAAGACACAAAAGAAGGCUAUCAAGCUACAGGAGUUGGGUCCUCGCAUGACUCUUCGCUUGACAAAGGUUGAGGAGGAACAGAAGCAACAAGACAAGGCGUGGGAGGUCAAGAACAAGGAGAAGGCUGAGAGGAGACGCAUCCAAAAGGAGAACGUCGAGAGAAAGAAGAAGGAAAAGAAGGCCAAGGGCGAAGAGGUCGACGACGAAGACGAUGAGAUGCUCGACGACGAGGACUUCGACGAUGAUGUCUGGCACGACGACGCUGAUGCUGGUGGAGAUAACGAUGACGAUGAAGAAGGAGAGGAGGAAGAAUCAGAAGACGAUGAGGACGAGGACGUGGAGUAG
Molecule: messenger RNA, 1398 nt
Organism: Aureobasidium musti
Lineage: Eukaryota; Fungi; Ascomycota; Dothideomycetes; Dothideales; Saccotheciaceae
Source: the annotation of a GenBank genome assembly